This is a messenger RNA of Periophthalmus magnuspinnatus, 1677 nucleotides long. It is a transcript of the gene creg2, whose product is annotated as cellular repressor of E1A-stimulated genes 2. Lineage: Eukaryota; Metazoa; Chordata; Actinopteri; Gobiiformes; Gobiidae. The record is from RefSeq and is a predicted model, not a curated record. The transcript has 4 exons. Bases 241 to 1065 code for a protein of 274 amino acids.
ACUGCACACAAGUAAAAUAAGUCUAAAAUAUCUGUUCUUUAUCAUUGUCUAUUUGUCUGCAUCAAAUCGACCAUCUGUCAGUAAGGAAGAUGGGCUUUUUCCAUGCGUUGCCAGUCCUGUUGUUGUCUUUCCCCUCUUUGGCCAGCAGGGGGCCCUGUCGUAAAUCUCCUCGUGUAACGGAAGCUGUUACACGUGACACGUGAGCAUGUAAACACAGAGCGGCCCCUCUGUACCCCUUCGAUGCAGUCCCGUUGUAUUUCGCUGGCAUUCACGGCCGCUGUGCUGUGUGUGUGUCGGGGCUACACCCUGAGGAGCUCGGUGUCCUGGGUCGUCUCGAACGACGUGGUGGAGCCGGAGGACGCGGACCUGUCGGAGGAGGUGGCCCCAGCGCUGCUGGUGGACACCACCGGGAUGUGGAAGAAGCAGGCUGAGAGUCCCGGAGAGAUGGUGAAGUCUGAGGAAGACACUGUUGUCCAGCUCUCGUCUCGUCUUUUUUCGUAUCCGGUUGAAAAAGUGAAAAACUCCGCCAGCAGCAGCAGCAGCUCCCCUCCUCCACAUCAGGAGACCGCGAGGACAGCCAGAUACAUCGCCCACAGCAGUGACUGGGGCGUGCUGUCCACCAUCUCCUCUCAACAGGGGAUCAAAGGAAUCCCAUUUGGAAACAUCUUUUCAGUCAGUGAUGGCCCACUGGAAAAUAGCACUGGCAUUAUUUACUUCUAUAUGACUCCAAUGGACAACUCUGUCUCAGACUUGAAGAUAAACCCGUAUGCUUCUUUGACCUUCUCUGAGGCAGAAGGCGACUUUUGUCGGCAAAUGAUUUAUGAUCCUGAGGAUCCGAGAUGUGCUCGACUGACUCUUACAGGAAAGAUGAUGGAAGUUCCUCCUGAAGAUGUAUCAUUUGCUAAGGAAGCAAUGUUUUCCAGACACCCUGUCAUGGCCAAAUGGCCAGUGGGCCACAAGUGGUUUUUCAUGAGGCUAGACCUGAUCCAAGUAUGGCUGCAGGACUGGAUUGGAGGCACAUCACUAAUACCUUUGGAAGACUACUUUAAAGCUACUCCUUUCUGAUAUUAAUUUCUUUGUAUUUCUGUAUCUCAUAUCGAUAUGAUUUUUUUUCAGUACUUGGAAGGUUUAAGUAGGCGACUAGUUGAUCUACGGUAUUUUAAAAGAAUGUAUAAAUCCACCGCAUAUGUCCCAAAAUAAAAUGAAUGUAUGACUAUCAUCUACCACACAAGCCCGCAGGCAUCUUGAAUGGUAAAAACGCUUUAGGACUUGUGAUCUACCCACUAGAUGGCGCACUGUGACCAUUUACUACUCCAAGUAAAGUUUAUUUAGGUUUAGACUUUGCCAUUCCAAUUCUGUAAUUUUAUCACAUCAUCUGUUCAAUCGGAAAUUUCUUUGUAUAAUGUGUUUGCUUUACCUACGGUGUUUACCUCAUGAUUUAGCAACCUACCAUGUCACUUACUCUAACCAAGUUAAAUACAAUGCACACCACUAAAGUAAAACGUAUAAAAUAUAUAGGCCAAAAGCCUCAUGUUAUGAUGUUAAUGAUUGCACUAAAAUAAAUACACACUUUGAAAACAGCAGAGCUCUGGUUUUAUUUUGACAGAGCCGGAAACAGUGGGUGUUCUCAUGCACGCGCGCUGGUGUGCACUGCAGGUGGGUGCAGGCGGUGCAGGC